GGGACAGCAGCACUUGCACUGAAAAUGGAGCGAAAGGAUUAAGUUAAAUAUUUAACUUCCAAAAAGGCGGAUUCAAGCUUGAAGCUCUUUGACAUGAAGGGAUAACGUCAACAGGUGACAUUUAAACUUUCGAGGCGAGUAAAGAGGGCGGUGUCGGAGCCUGGAGGGAAUGCAAAACACCCGUUUGCGACUCUUUUCCGGUUAACAUGGGCUACCAGAUCAACUCCAGGAACACAGAUUACACUGCGCAAACAGAUAAAAUGCCCACAGUGGAUGAGGAUCUAGAAAAUGCACCACUCCACACAAGAGCCACGGCAAAGAUCAAGAGUGGCAAGAAGCUCAUUUUUACCUUGAUUCUAUUCCUCUUUGUGUUGCUUUUCCUCCUAUUCCUCAACGCAAGAACCAGGAGCAUUCUCACCUGGGAUAAGCCACUGCCUAAAAACACAGGCGGUGAAGAGAUCAACCAUCACACCGCGUGUGAAAAGAGAAAUAACCAAACCAGGCAAAGGGAAUGCUCUCCUCACAGCGGACCUGGAAAAAUCUGUACUCCCGUGGAAGAAGCAGCCACCUUUCAUCAUGUGGGCGGCGCAAAGACCUACGUGGUUAGUCCUUACUUUGAGCACAGGAAGGGACAAAGACAGGUCCGCAUUAUUUCCAUUGUGCAUCGGACAGAGAACGCGGUGCACUACUGCUUGUUCAGCUGCAUGGACCACCUCGCGUCUACCCGAGCCACCACCAACCUCCACGGCAGCCACUUCGACUUCCCCUACGGUACAGCCGACCUGCUUUGCGCUGUCCCCGACGGCUGCGACCCGACGCACGUGGCAGUCUACACCGACCAAGGCCAGCCCCAGAACAUGUCCUUCCUGCCCGUCCGGAACCGCCAGGCCCGAGACGCAGGCUUCCCUGCCGAGUUCGCCGUCUGCAUUUCGACCAUGUUUGGGAAUUUCGACAACGUCCUGCAGUUCGUGCAGGCCAUGGAGAUGUACCGGAUCCUGGGAGCUCAGAAGGUGGCCAUCUACAAGAGUCAGUGCAGCCCGGCCAUGGAAACGGUGCUGGAUUACUACACCGGAGUGGGUUUUGUAGAGGUCAUACCAUGGCCCAUAGACUCCUAUAUCAAAGUGUCUUCCAGCUGGACUCCUUCCCUUUCUCCAGGAGAUCUGCACUAUUACGGUCAAAUCCCAGCCUUGAAUGACUGCGUCUACAGGUACAUGUACCAAACGCGGUACCUCCUCUUGAAUGACAUCGACGAGAUCAUUCUGCCCUUGAAGGCCAAGAACUGGAGGGACUUAGUGAGCGACCUGGAGGCCCAGUAUGGCAACACGUCAAGCUUCUACUUCGAGAACAACGUUUUCCGCAACAACGUCUUCGAGAAGAGCGGUAAGUUUAAGAUCCCGGAGUGGCAGGGAAUCCCGGGAGUUAACUUCCUCCAGCACAUCUACCGGGAACCGAUUCCCAAACCACACUUUACCACGGGAAAGCUGAUGGUCAACCCCCGAAAAGUGUUUCAGCUUUCGGUCCACCACGUUACAGAACAGACCGGCACCACAGUGGAGGUGUCCGACCAGCUGGGGAGACUGUACCACGUCAGGCGGCCGAAGCAGGACAACUUGAAAGAGGAGGACCUGAUUCGGGACGAAGGCCUUUGGACUUAUGCCUCUGAACUCACGGAGGCCGUUACCGACGUGUUCAAGAAAACAAACCUCUUAAAAAAAAAAAAGCUAGAUCAAAGCUGAAGUCGCGGAUGAAGAUUUGUUCAAGUUGAAAUUUUCGUGUUAUUUAAAUCAUGUGAUCAGUGAACAUUUGCUUUUCCUUUACAUAGUCUAUAAACAUUGGUAUUUGUUUUAACAGACAAAACAUGACGAUAUGAAACUCCUUUAAGGGAACAGCUCACUGGUGAAAGGGGCUGUCCUGUGUCUGAUCAGCAGUUCACACUUACCUCUCAGUCAGCGGAGUUGGCAUGCUCAGCUCAGGUGCCUUUGGUCUACUCAGGUCUUUUGGUCAGAUCCCUUAGUUUGUGUUUCCUGUGUCAAAACUCUGCUUUGAAUCCCAAGAAAGCUCCACUAGAGGUCACCCCUCACUGCUGGGGGCCGGCGACUCUGUCCAUAAGCCUAUUUCCACUCCUGCAGAAAACUGCAUCCUUAGAGCAGAACCUACCAAACACGGCCUUCAGAAUACAAUCAAGAAACCCCAAAUAAAGAGAAGUUCACACAAUUAAGUAAGAGUCCUUCAAUCUCGGGGGGGGGUGGGGUACGUUCAAUGCAAAUUAUGUAAAUUUUUAAACUUUUUUGUAAUUUAAGGCUGCCCACAGAAAUGACUGAACAUUACUCCUUGGUUUUCAACAGCAACAAUUUAUUGUGAGUUCCCCAGGGAAAACAAAUCUUGAAACACUUUCUUUAAAAAACAAACAGACGACAAGGUAGUGCAACAUUUCCAGUCUCCUGUAACCAGCUGUUCUCAGCAUUCUGGAGAAAACAAAUCCACCCAACUUCCAUGGCUGAAGUUGCCUCUUUUUAAAGAAGGCUCCUCGGAACUCAUAGACCUUUUUCCUCCCCUGUUUUACAAAAUAUAAUUCUGACCUUUUAUUACAAUUGAAAAUUGAUAAAAUUGUUUUAAGUCUGAAGACAUUUUCAGAAUGAUGGGAAACAUGGCAUUAGACAAAAUGUAACAAACAACAAACCAAAUUAUCUUUUUAUAAUAUAUAGUGGUAACAUUGUGCUUUUACAGUACAAUUUAUUUUUAAAAAAAGCUUAUUAGAUGAUUGAUUCCUUUCAUUCGCAACUGCCAUCUUCAAAGCUCACAAGGACUUUACCCAGAAGUAAAAUUAUGACUUAAAAAAACUAACUUUUGGCAUUUUAUAUGCAUAA
Molecule: messenger RNA, 2867 nt
Organism: Lepisosteus oculatus (spotted gar)
Lineage: Eukaryota; Metazoa; Chordata; Actinopteri; Semionotiformes; Lepisosteidae
Product: beta-1,4-galactosyltransferase galt-1-like
Cellular component (GO): cytoplasm
Molecular function (GO): glycosyltransferase activity
Source: RefSeq, a predicted model, not a curated record